CCGUAGAGCCUUCUUCCUGCUUCCCCUGUUCCACUUCUACGAGCUGCCCAGCGGGCCUCAGAGCUCAUUCGCUCUCUUCACACUAACAGGCAACUCGAGAAAGAUGACACACCAGGACUUUGUUGAGCUCCGGCGCGUCCUGUCUCUCGAGAACGUAUUCUCAGUGACUGUUAGGAGCAGUAUUAUGGGGUUUCUGACUGAUUUAAACAAAAGCAUUGCCCAGGGAGAGAGAUGUCUGGUUGUGAAAUGGGCAGCUGGUAUGUUGUCGGGUGUCUGGGAAACCCACUGGGGCUAUCCUCGAGUUAUUGGUAAGGUUCUUGCCCGAGGUGGAUAUAACAGUUUGCUCACUAUAUAAAUACAUGACCACAGCCUAGUGCAGAGACUUCAAAUACCACUCGAUCUAUAUGCAGUACAUACUAUAGUGUUUAGAUAUUAUGUGGAAGUGCAUUUACAACCAAGAACAGGCAGUACUUUACCCAAAGAGUGGUAAGAGUAGGAGUGUAGAACAUGCUACCUGACCAGUUGUUGAAGCCACUAUGGUACUGUAGCUUCUUUUGACAACCAGCUGGGUCCUGGGAUCAAUUAACUACUAACUACCAACCUGCAAAUAAUGGGCCUAAUGGCCUCGGCUCAUUUGUAACCUUUGUUAUGUUGUUAAAAAGCCCGACGUCAACGCUUUUGGAGAACCUGUUACUAGUGCUUUCGGAAGGGACGAGUGACGGGGCCUGGGAAGCAGCUGAGAACAUCUGGCGCUUCUGUCGAUGCGGUGACGGGCAAACCGAUCACGUGACGGGGAUGCCGUUGCGGCAUUGGCUAGUCUUCCGGCGCACCCUCGUCACGUGUUCGGGGCGCGUCAGCGAAGAGCGAUAACGGAACAGAGUACUGCUGCCGUGUUGAUGAGGGAGAGAGCAUCCCUUACGAUCAAAACAUUAAAUAAAUUAAGGCAGGGUUCCGCCCAGUUUGUGGAUGAACCUGCACCAAAGGAAUGAUACGCACAGAUCAGUAAGGGCGUGUUUGCUGUGGAGUUUUGCACCAUGACUCCUAGGUCUGUGAUCCUGGCGCUCCCUUCCUGCUGUGGAGACCCGCAGGACACGGCUGGAUUCUGAGCUGGGCUUACCCCCUGGUGUGGCAUCUGCGCGCUCAUGUCUUCUUGAGGGCCAGUUUUCGGGGGUCUGGAGAAGGCGUCUGCUGCUGCUGUUCCCGGGUGUCUGCGGCGCUGCCAUGAGCAGCGAGCUCAACGUGCCGAUGGGCUCCCCGGCGCCCGGAGCCUCGGAGCGCCCGCAGGAUGGGGGGAUGGACUACCGGGACUGGGUGCGGCGCAGCUACCUGGAGCUGGUGACCUCCAACCACCAUUCGGUGCAGGCCCUGUCCUGGAGGAAGCUGUACCUGAGCCGCGCCAAGCUCAAGGCCUCGUCACGCACCUCCGCCCUGCUGUCGGGCUUCGCCAUGGUGGCAAUGGUGGAGGUGCAGCUGGAGAUGGAGUACAACUACCCGCGGUUCCUGCUCAUCGCUUUCAGCGUGUGCACCACCGUGCUGGUGGCUGUGCACCUCUUCGCCCUCCUCAUCAGCACCUGCAUCCUGCCCAACGUGGAGGCCGUGAGCAACAUCCACAACCUCAACUCGGUCAGCGAGUCGCCCCACGAGAGGAUGCACCGCUACAUCGAGCUGGCCUGGGGCUUCUCCACGGCCCUGGGCAUCCUGCUGUUCCUGGCGGAGGUGGUGCUGUUGUGCUGGAUCAAGUUCCUGCCCGUGGACUCGGGCACCUCGCCCGGCAGGAGCAACGCCACCGUGCCCGGACACAGCGGCUGGCAGGCGGCCCUGGCCUCCACCAUCAUCAUGGUGCCGGUGGGGCUGAUCUUCGUGGUCUUCACCAUCCACUUCUACCGCUCGCUGGUGCGCCACAAGACGGAGCGCCACCACCAGGAGAUCGAGGAGCUGCACAAGAUCAAGGUGCAGCUGGACGGCCACGAGCGCGGCCUGCAGGCUGUGUGAGAGACCCAGCUGCAGGGCGGGCAGUCCGCCAGGGGCCCCCGCCCCCCACACAUCCUCUGUGCAGCAGUGGCACAGCUGGGGAGGUGGGGAAGAGUCCCUUGAUCUCUGUGUGCUGUCAGAAUGUUUUCCACUCUUCAGCGAAGUCAACCAGGCACGUGGCGAGGUGUGCGGGUAGUCUCGCCCUGCCUACUUUAAGGAUUCUCUCAAAAACAAAAUGUUUGUAAGCAGCUUUAAGGGCUAUUUAAAAAAAAAGAUUGAAGUUGGAGGUGCGCCUUUUAAAAUUCAUUUAGUUUCUGUAUUUAAAGCUCUGUCCUUAACUGCCCUAGAGCAAAAAGGAACAAUAGUUAAAGUACAGAUUCUGGGAAAAACUGUCGAAAAUGAUGUUGCAAACUCAACCACUCACUCUUUGUUUUUGUUCAUAACUUCCCUUUUUUGCUUGUAAAAGCAAAAGCACUUUUUAAUAGGAUUAGUUUUAUUUAGCAAUUGAUCUGGGCCUCAGAUGUCUAAGAUCCAGGAAAUGAAAGUGUAAAACAGUUCUUAACCACUCUGGAACACGUUAUAUCCGCCUCAAACUGUACUGCACACUGAGAGCAUUUCCUGUUUGUGGGGUUAAGGCUCUUCUCUGUUGUUGUUUGUGCUUAAUUGUUUUGCCAAAUCAGCCAUUUCAGCAGAAACAACUGAAAAGAAAAGCUGCCAAUCUUUUUUUCCUCCUGGAGUGAGUUUUGCCUUUUGCAGUGUGGGGGCAUUUCACCAUUUUCCAGCCACCCGAAAUAUGUAAAAUGUGGAAAAUGAGAAUGCAUAGGCUAGGAUAAGAACAGGUAUGACAGGAAAAUGAAGAUGAAUGAUGUGAUGGGGGGGGAAGAGCCAAUGAAACUGUGACUUUUAAUUACAGUACAUUUGUGUGAUCUCUUCUGCUUCUGUAUAGACAGAGAUGGUGCAUUUGCAUAAUUCAAAUAAAUCUGCAGUCUGCUGUUUCUUAAAACACUGCAACACACGGAGAGGAUUUUCCUUAGGGCUCUCUUAUUUUCCGCAAACAGACUUAUCUGUUUACUUCCCUUUAAAAUGCCCUUUAAGUCGGCUGUCAUUUUGCAAUUUGCAUGCUUGGUGUCACUUGUGACUUGGCAAUUCGACUCUUGAUGUAAACAUUAAACAUGUCUGUGGUGACUCUAGUGUUUUCAGACAAUCCCAUUAAACGGAGGAAAUGGAUUUUAAAGAAUAGAGGCUGUGGGAAAAAGCAAACAAUCUUGUGCAAAGUGUGACAUGUAAAAACACAGCUGCCUCACUAAGUGGUGAAUCAUUGUGUUAAGGGCUGUGCAUUAAACCGAAUUACAGCCUCCCCGUGCAUUUCAAUUCAGAAAUCUGGGCUCCAAGUUUGUAAAGAGCCAAUCGGUUAGCAGAGAAACUGGAAUUGGAGUAUUCUGUGUAUACCGCAGCUGUACUUUUCUGACUGGGCCAUUUCAGUGCUGUCCAAGCGUUCGCUUGUAUACCUAUAUUUAAACUUGUUUACAUUGUGUUUGGAGACUACUGAGCUGCAAAACAUAUCUGUUUCUUAAAAAAAGAUACACAAGUUGGAAAAACGGCUGUCCUCGCAGUUUAUAUUCUUAUUUGAUGUUUUUGCAACAAAAGCAUUUUCUUUUUCAAAAAUUGGGAAAGGAGGACAUGUUUGUGUGAGCCUAAGCCUUAGCAAGCUGGGAUUUGCAGUGCCUGUUGUUAACAGCACUGAGGGAGACUCUGGAGGACUGUCUAUUCCAACAGGCCUGGGGGAGCUGGAGAUCUCCUGCCAACAUCUGAAAGAUAUUUUUGUGCGUGCUUCUAACUCUCUUGUGUCGUUUAUAUUCCAUAUUGACAAAAAAAAUCAAGAAUUAAGACAUUCCAGUAGACUUUUAACAAAAUGCCGUUUCUUGGCGACGUGGACUUGUGGUUGAGUUAGAUUGGUCCAGUUCAGAGACGGACUGCCUCGUGAUGGUAUUAUCUCACUUUGUGCCAGAGAGAUGUGGAGCAAACCAAGAUAUGUUUUCUUUGACCUAAGACGAGAUUAUUUAUGCAUCAACUGGUCUCCAUGGUUUCCGUGUUCUUACCAGCCAGCUGCCUUGUGGAAAAUCCAUCUGCGAAACCGACUGAUCCCAUCGGAACCAACCUUUCUGUGUGGGGAAAGCGUGUUGUUUAAGCUGGCCUUUGUGGCCGACGACGAUUGUGGAACCCUUGCUGGAUUUCUCCACUCAUUUUCCUAACCCCUGACAUAGAAAAACCAGCUGUGUUUUCCUUGGUAUGUGUUGGUCCGGCGAUUUUAAUCUGUAAAGCUGUUCAAAUAAAAAAAAAUGGAAUUUUAA
Molecule: messenger RNA, 4322 nt
Organism: Lepisosteus oculatus (spotted gar)
Lineage: Eukaryota; Metazoa; Chordata; Actinopteri; Semionotiformes; Lepisosteidae
Gene: orai2
Product: ORAI calcium release-activated calcium modulator 2
Biological process (GO): store-operated calcium entry
Cellular component (GO): membrane
Molecular function (GO): store-operated calcium channel activity
Source: RefSeq, a predicted model, not a curated record